AUGGCUGUAAGCAUAAGAGCAAGUUUACUAUCUUGCACUCUUGUUUCUAUUUUCCUUGUUUCCUCUGCUCAAAGCUGCUCUAACUACACAUUCACAUCCGACAGAGUUUUCUAUUCAUGCAGUGACCUCCCAUAUCUAGAGGCCCAUCUUCACUGGAACUACAAUCCAUCCACCGGAAAAGUUGCAAUUGCAUACAGAGCCAAACAAAAAUCCAAAGGAUGGAUCGCAUGGGGGAUCAACCCAACAGGAAGAGGCAUGGUUGGAUCACAGGCACUUGUUGCUUUUCACAACACUAAUGGGAGUGUGACAGUUUAUCCAACGCCAAUAACAAGUUACAACCCCUCAAUGCAACCAGAAGCUCUCAGCUUUCAGGUUUCCAACAUCACUGCAGAAUAUUCAGAUAAUGAAAUGACCAUCUUUGCUGUUGUGGGUCCACUAAAUAACGGGACCCUUGUCAACCAUGUCUGGCAAGCAGGAAGUUCAGUCUCGGACAAUGUUCCUCAGAUCCAUUCAACAUCACCACCAAAUCUUCAAUCAAUGGGGAUACUGAACUUUCUGUCAGGUUAGCAACAGAUAAACAAGAAGAAAUUAUGACAUGUUAGCAUUGAUGUUAGCUCACUCCAACCACUCAAAUUAUGGUCCCAACUCCCAAGUUGUCGAAAGUGGUACUGUUAGAUAAUCAGUAAGGUUAAGUUUUUCAGUACCAAUAUUACUGUCUUG
Ilex paraguariensis (yerba mate) is the source of this 720-nucleotide messenger RNA. Lineage: Eukaryota; Viridiplantae; Streptophyta; Magnoliopsida; Aquifoliales; Aquifoliaceae. The record is from the annotation of a GenBank genome assembly.